Messenger RNA from Meriones unguiculatus (Mongolian gerbil), 1962 nucleotides. It is a transcript of the gene Nsg1, whose product is annotated as neuronal vesicle trafficking associated 1. The transcript is spliced from 5 exons. Gene Ontology annotation, molecular function: clathrin light chain binding. Lineage: Eukaryota; Metazoa; Chordata; Mammalia; Rodentia; Muridae. Gene Ontology annotation, cellular component: membrane; endosome. Bases 381 to 938 code for a protein of 185 amino acids. Gene Ontology annotation, biological process: clathrin coat assembly; G protein-coupled dopamine receptor signaling pathway; endosomal transport. The record is from RefSeq and is a predicted model, not a curated record.
AGGGUAUUCCCUCAGCCAGGCAUCGAGAGUCUCAGGUUCUCCUUCCCCCGCGUUGGGGCGCACGCGGGGUCCCUCGGGGACCCCCACCGCAGCCGCGUGCUCCUUUGUGCGACCGAUCCGCGCGCGGGCGGCGCUGCGUCAAGGCGGAGGCGCAUCGGCGCGGCCCCACGCGCACUCCCGCGCGCGGCCCCCGGGAGCGGCAGGAAGGAGGCGGCGCGCGGAGGGGGGAGGCGCAGAACCCAAUCGCUGAUCCCCCGGCCGCGGCGCCGCCUCCGCCAUUGCUGCGCGCGGGAGCGGGCGACGCGGAGCCUCGGAGCGCGCUUGGAGCCCAGACCUGCCGGAGCCGGGCGUGGGGGAUCAGCCUCGUGUCUUUUGCAACCAUGGUGAAGUUGGGGAACAAUUUCGCUGAGAAGGGCACCAAGCAGCCACUGCUAGAGGAUGGCUUCGACACCAUUCCCCUGAUGACCCCCCUCGAUGUCAACCAGCUGCAGUUCCCACCCCCGGAUAAGGUCGUUGUGAAAACUAAGACUGAAUAUGAGCCUGACCGCAAGAAAGGGAAAGCGCGUCCUCCCAAGAUAGCCGAGUUCACCGUCAGCAUCACAGAGGGUGUCACCGAGAGGUUUAAGGUCUCCGUGCUGGUCCUCUUUGCCCUGGCCUUCCUCACCUGUGUCGUCUUCCUGGUCGUCUACAAAGUAUACAAGUAUGACCGCGCCUGCCCUGAUGGGUUUGUCUUGAAGAACACUCAGUGCAUCCCAGAAGGCUUGGAGAGCUACUACACGGAGCAAGACUCCAGUGCCCGGGAGAAAUUUUACACUGUCAUAAACCACUACAACCUAGCCAAGCAGAGCAUCACCCGCUCCGUGUCACCAUGGAUGUCAGUUCUGUCAGAAGAGAAGCUGUCUGAGCAGGAGACCGAAGCUGCAGAGAAAUCAGCUUAGCAAGCUGGGCAGGUUCCUUACGUGUCACUUGAAGGCAACAAAGGGACUUUGAGGGACAUUUCAUUAAAUAUAAUUACUGAUAAUUUAGAGAUUACUCAUUUACGGUGCAAUUGCUUCUGUUUGCUAAUGCUGCUUUGCAAAUAAAAACUUGCUGCGGACCACCCACAGGCAUAAGAACAAGCGCAUCUCAGCAUUGCUUAGAGAGCUUGACACCACUGUUCAUGCUGAGGAGUCUUCAUUUAGUUCCUUCACUGGGAUUCACUGGAUACUGUCAAAAGAUAAUUUACACUGGAUAUGCCAGGGGUCUGGCCACCAGAGCAGUGCAUUUGGUGGUUUUUUGGUUUUUUUUUGUUUGUUUUUUUUCUUUUAUGCCCCUUUUGCUAUCUGCAGACCUUUCUCCAUAGCCAUAUCUUGAGUGAUCCCCUGCUUUGCUGGUAGUAGUGCUGACUGCCAAGAUGCCCGGUUGAGUGGCACAGAGAAGGGAAGGUGUGCGCCACGACGCAGCCCUGCCAGCCCCUACCUGGGCAAUUCUGGGAGGUUCUCUUUGGUGUGUGCACUGAGCAGAGCACGACAAUGGGGUGGGAGGAGCUGGCUCUGGGCCAGGGGUUGCAGAGCCUGUUUUCCUGUGGGUGGGCUGUCCGCUGGUGGUGUGCUAGAUAGGAAGAAAGCCCACUGGUCCUUUUCUUUCCUGUUAUGAAUAUGUUUGCACGUACAGCCCUGUAUGCAGGUGGUUUGGGUUUUUCGUUUUAUUAGCUGGGUGGGCAAAGUGACAAUGUAAUUUUGGGUAAGCCAGGGCUACUUUAGCUUUUAUUCUGUGAAGAGAUGUGACUCCUGUGCUGUGGGAAGGGGGCAAGAUGGCUGUUGGGGGGCUGAUGUGGCACCUUGCAAAUAGAAUAUCUAAGUCCACAAUCUUUGUAAGAAAAGUAUGUUUAUGUUUCAAUCUGAAUCUUGACAUUAAAGUAUAUGUUUACAAAAUCACCAGUAGGUAAGCUAAAUGUGUAAGACAAUUAAAUAGAAAAAGCUA